Molecule: messenger RNA, 5298 nt
Organism: Peromyscus maniculatus bairdii (prairie deer mouse)
Lineage: Eukaryota; Metazoa; Chordata; Mammalia; Rodentia; Cricetidae
Gene: Rigi
Product: RNA sensor RIG-I
Biological process (GO): antiviral innate immune response; cytoplasmic pattern recognition receptor signaling pathway
Cellular component (GO): cytoplasm
Molecular function (GO): double-stranded RNA binding; ATP binding; single-stranded RNA binding
Source: RefSeq, a predicted model, not a curated record
UAUUUGGAAUAGAUUGUGUCCAGUACACACACAAGUAAAAGAUAGCAGUUUCACAAAACAAACAAACAAAAACUAUGUAUGAUAGCUAAACACAUGCAGAUGUGUUCAGAAUCAUUAAUUAUAUGGGAAAAUAAAACUACAAUAAUUACGAGUUUGCUUCAAAGUUAGAAAGAAAGAAAAAGAAAGAAGAAAGAAAAAAGACAAGACAAUCCGUACCCAGGGAAUGUUGGUCAACUUUAGUUCUUUAAUUCUAUCAGUGGGGAUGCAAACUGGUAUGGCCACUUUGGAAAAGAGGAGAUAGUUUCCUAAAAAAGUUUUAACAGAGGUUACUGCAGGACCCGGCUGAUCUGGCGGAAGAGGUAACCGGUGUCUCCAUUUUUCGAAAUUCAUUGAACUGUACACUUCAGCUGUGUGCACUUUAUAAACCGCACCACUCCAAAAGCAAGGCUCGAACUUCAAGGCGGUUUCCAAGGUGCGUUUGGGUCCCUACUGGCAGCGGCGGCUCUCUGGAUCAGAAUCGAAACUGGAUCCCCGCCCCUCCCCGCGCCGCGAGACAGUUUCGAUUUCCAGGCGCCGGUCCUGGCCGCUUUUCCCUCGGGUUUCCUUCUUGGAAAGUCCCCACGGCGCUCAUCCUGGGCGGCUGUUGGGGAGCCAGGGCGCUCAUCGCUCGCGAGGAGCCACAGAAUGACAGCUGAACAGCGGCAGAAUCUGCAAGCAUUCAGAGAGUAUGUCAGGAAGACUCUGGACCCCACCUACAUCCUCAGCUACAUGGGUCCCUGGCUCCAGGAGGAUGAGGUCCAGUACAUCCAGGCUGAGAAAAACAACAAGGGCCCGAUGGAGGCUGCCUCACUGUUCCUCCAGUACCUGCUGCAGCUGAGGAGCGAUGGCUGGUUCCGGGCCUUCUUGGAUGCUCUGUACCAUGCAGGUUACUGUGGACUUUAUGAAGCCAUUGAAAGUUGGGAUUUCCAAAAAAUUGAAAAGUUAGAGGAACAUAGAUUACUUUUACGACGUUUACAACCAGAAUUUAAGGCCAGAAUCAACCCAACAGAUAUCCUUUCUGAAUUGUCUGAAUGCUUAAUUAAUCAGGAAUGUGAAGAAAUCAGACAGAUCUGCUUCACCAAAGGGAUGAUGGCAGGUGCGGAGAAGAUGGUCGAGUGUCUUCUCAGGUCGGAUAAGGAGAACUGGCCCAAGGUUCUGAAACUUGCUUUGGAGAAAGAAGACAACAAGUUCAGUGAACUGUGGAUUGUUGAUGAAGGUUUGAAAAGGGUUGAAAGUAAAGCUGCUGAAGAUGAUGGAACAGAGAUGUCCAGCAUACAGAUUUUCAUACAGGAAGAGCCAGAGUGCCAGAUUCUCAGUCAGAAUCCCUGCCCACCCUCAGAAGCAUCUUCUAAUAAUUUGAACAGCCCAUUGAAACCAAGAAAUUACCAACUGGAGCUUGCUCUGCCUGCUGAGAAAGGGAAAAAUACAAUAAUAUGUGCUCCUACUGGUUGUGGGAAAACCUUCGUGUCACUUCUUAUAUGUGAGCAUCAUCUUAAAAGAUUCCCACGUGGACAGAAAGGGAAAGUGGUCUUCUUUGCUAAUCAAAUUCCUGUCUAUGAACAGCAGGCAACUGUGUUCUCACGCUAUUUUGAAAGACUUGGGUACAACGUAGCAGGCAUUUCUGGGGCAACGACUGAUAAUGUCUCAGUGCAGCCCAUUAUUGAAAACAAUGACAUCAUCAUCCUGACACCCCAGAUUCUCGUGAACAAUCUCAACAAUGGGACCAUCCCCUCACUGUCCGUCUUCACCUUGAUGAUAUUUGAUGAAUGCCACAACACCAGCAAACACCACCCGUACAAUCAGAUCAUGUUCAGAUACCUAGAUCACAAACUUGGAGAGUCGCCAGACCCACUGCCUCAGGUCAUCGGGCUGACUGCCUCAGUUGGUGUUGGAGACGCCAAAACCGUAGAGGAAGCCAUUCUGCACAUCUGCAAACUCUGUGCUGCCCUGGAUGUGUCCGUGAUCGCCACGGUCAGGGACAACGUGGAAGAACUCGAGCAGGUUGUUUAUAAGCCCCAGAAAAUUUUCAGGAAAGUGGAAUCACGGACUGUCAACACCUUCAAGUCCAUCAUAUCUCAGCUGAUGAAGGAGACAGAGAAACUGGCAAAGAAUGUCUCCGAGGAACUUGGAAAGUUUUUUCAAAUUCAAAACAGAGAAUUUGGCACCCAGAAGUACGAACAGUGGAUUGUUGCAGUGCACAAAGCGUGCAUGGUCUUCCAGAUGCCAGACAAAGAGGAGGAGAGCAGGAUCUGCAGAGCGCUCUUUCUGUACACAUCACAUCUGCGGAAAUACAACGAUGCUCUCAUCAUCAGUGAGGACGCACAGAUGAAGGAUGCCCUUAAUUACCUCAAAGCCUUCUUCCAUGAUGUCCGAGAAGCAGCAUUUGAUGAGACUGAGCAAGAUCUUACUCGGAGGUUUGAAGAAAAGCUGGAGGACCUAGAAAAGGUUUCCACAGAUCCCAGCAACGAGAACCCGAAACUCAGAGACCUCUACUUGAUCUUACAAGAAGAGUACCACUUAAAGCCCGAGACCAAAACCAUUCUUUUCGUGAAAACCAGAGCACUUGUAGAUGCUUUAAAGAAGUGGAUUGAAGAAAAUCCUGGACUCGGCUUUCUAAAGCCUGGCAUAUUGACUGGACGAGGCAAAACCAACCAGGCCACAGGGAUGACACUCCCAGCCCAGAAGUGUGCCCUGGAAGCAUUCAGAGCCAGUGGAGAUAACAACAUUCUGAUUGCUACCUCGGUCGCUGAUGAAGGCAUUGACAUUGCUCAGUGCAAUCUGGUCAUCCUGUAUGAGUAUGUGGGCAAUGUCAUCAAAAUGAUCCAAACCAGAGGCAGAGGGAGGGCGAGAGACAGCAAGUGCUUCCUCCUGACCAGCAAUGCUGACGUGAUAGAAAAAGAAAAGGUGAACAUGUUCAAGGAGAGAAUAAUGAACGAGUCCAUCUCAAGACUUCAGACAUGGGAUGAAACGAAAUUUGAAAAGAUGGUUCGCCAUAUACAGUUGGAUGAAAAAUUCAUCAGAGAUAGUCAACACAAACCACCACCUGUCCCUGAUAAAGAAAAUAAGAAACUGCUGUGUGGGAAGUGCAAGACCUUUGCAUGCUACACAGCUGACAUCCGAGUGGUCGAGCAAUCCCAUUACACCGUGCUUGGAGAAGCUUUUAAGGAACGCUUUGUGUCUAAGCCACACCCGAAACCAAAGACCUACGAUAGUUUCGAGAAGAAAGCAAAAAUAUUCUGUGCCAUUCAGAACUGCCGCCACGACUGGGGGAUCCACGUGAGAUACAAGACGUUCGAGAUUCCAGUCAUAAAAAUUGAAAGUUUUGUGGUGGAAGAUAUUGCAAGUGGAGCCCAGAACCGGCACUCAAAGUGGAAGGACUUCCAUUUUGACAGAAAACAGUUUGAUCCUGCAGAAAUGUCCAUAUGACCUCACGGCUCCCGAGUCUUUCAGUCCAGGGAGCCACGACUCCCCGAGUGCAGAAGCAAUGAACCGACUCUUUCUUACACAAGCUUAUACUGUGUCGAAGGCCGGAUCACCUGACCUGUCUGUUCCGAGCAGUUCUCAUCCACACAACACGCAUGUGCAUGAACUGCAGCACUGAGUAGUACUUUGUUUAGCAAUAACUCAGCACUUGGCGAGGGGGAGGGUUGAAAAGCUUCCCUUUUAUACUUUUCAGAACUGCCGGCCAAGAGAACACACAGCCACUCAGUGCAUCAGGAUGGAUGAAGUGUUGGAAGGUUUUCCUUACUCCCCUUUUCUCAAUCUGCCACAAGAUGCUUUGCCCUUAACAAGCUACUGAAUUUGUUCUUUUUAAGGUCACCGGGCUGACUGCCAAAUCCAACGGGCAUUUCUGGUUCUUACAUUGGACUCCUUUCCUGCUUUUGGCAGUCACACUCCCCUUUGGGUUCUCUUGGUUUCUGAUUCUUCUAGUCUUUUUCUGUUGGUCUUUGCUGACACAAGCACAGGUGAUUAGAGUGACCUAUACCCUUAAAAUGUCAAACGCCGUGGCAGACAGCUAUGCUCGCUGAGAAGGCAUUUCUUUCUGCUCAUUUACUAUACAUCUUACUCUGUAAUAUGUUCUUUUCACUUGGACCAUUUCCCCUCCUUGACUAGACAUCUCAAGCCAUGGUUGCCCCCUCCCUCUCCCCCUCCAGACAGGGUCUCUCUGUAGACCAGGAACUAGAUAUGUAGCCUUGAAUUCACAGAUUCCCCUUAUCUCCCUAGUGCUGGGAUUAAAGGCUUAUGCAACCAUACCCGGUUCUAGCUAUUUUCAAUAAAGGCUAAUGUUUAACAUUUCCAGUUAAUAUGGCUUUUUUUUUUUUUUGCUUUUAAAGACAAGGUUCCUAGAACUCUCUCUGUAGACCAGGCCGGCCUUGACCUCAGGGAUCUGCCUGACUCUGCCCCUCCAGUGCUGUGAGGAAAGGCUUGCCCUUUCUUCUUAAAUAUUAUAUCUUCAAAUGGCAUUCCUGUCUUUCUUGCUGAGGGUUACAAAUACUUCAGAGGCCGGGCGGUGGUGGCGCACGCCUUUAAUCCCAGCACUCAGGAGGCAGAGGCAGGUGGAUCUUCGUGAGUUCCAGGCCAGCCUGGUCUACAGAGCGAGAUCCAGAAAAGGCACAAAGCUACACAGAGAAACCCUGUCUCAAACACACACACACACACACACACACACACACACACACACACACACACACACACACACACACACACACACACACACACACACAAAACAAAACCCAAAUACUUCAGAGAGCUUUCAUGGGGUCCUUCAGCUUAAGAGACAAGUGCCCAAGUGAUGUAACCACCAACAUACCAAAGCACUCUGUGUUCAGUUCAGAGUAGGAUCUGUACUGCUUUGGAGUCAGUACAGCGAUUUAAACAUCUCCCUAGAAGUUAUUUGUAAUUUAUUAGUGCCAUCAAUGGCCCAAACAAAACUGCAGAGGUCACAGGACCACAUAACUCUUUUCACAUGACAUUUCUAUCUGAAGACUAUCCCAAGACUACCCAGUGCACAGUGGGCCACCCAAAUCAACCCUGGAGGUCAACAAUGCUAUGGGAUAACACCCUACUUCCCACUUGUUCUUAUGUCCAGAGAAUUAACCAGCAACAGAACUUCUUUUUGGAAGAAAGCAAACUGUAGGGAUUACACUUUUAAUUGAAUAUAUGAAAAAAGAUAAUAUGUAGUAGUUAUUGAUAAUAGUUAUUGGUAAAAUUCUUAAUAAGCUGCAAUAAAAUAAAAUAAAGAUUAAGUGAAUUUUCUGA